AUGCACCCGACAUUUCCGUGGGUGGCAUUCAACUCAGAAGGUGUUCCGACCUUGUCCACGUCCAUGAAAAUGGAGAAGCAAGCAUCAGACACCGUCCACGAAACUACGAUUGCUGGUGUAUCCUUCCCAGCAACAGCAAUGACCCCACUCCAAAGCUUCACGCUCUUCCCCAAUCUCCCCUUCGAACUUCGCAGCGAGAUCUGGGGCUACGCCGCCCAUGGCACUGAUCCUCGCGUCAUCGAAGUCAUCAUUUCAUCCAUGUCCUUCAAGCCAAAAUCCCACACUUCGUCUCCCGCCGUUCUUAGCACGUGCCACGUGUCUCGCGAGUCUGGCCUCAAGGUUUUCGACGCUGUCCGCUAUGGGGUUGAAUUCACCGGCGCCUUGAUCAACUGGGACCGUGACACUCUUUACUUCAACACGGACAUUGAGAGUGGAAAGCAGUUGUUGACCAAUGCCAAGCAACCAGUUUGGUUCGAGAAAUGCCGUUGCCUUGCCUUGAACAGAGUAUGCUUCUACGGUGCCGUUCUCGCUGGAGGCCACUCUACGUGGUUCAAGCAGCUCAAGAAUAUUGAGGAACUCAUCGUUGUCAUGGGCGCCGACGUGAUUGGAGGACAACCACCGGAGAGAACUUCUGUUCACUUUGCAAUUGCAGAGGCUGGAUGCGAUAAGAAGUAUGAGAGGACCGGAGACCACCUGGCUUACGCCUUGUGGCAACUUCCCCACAUCCCACGCGGAGUUCUGGUCCAAGAGGUCGGAGCCGGAGGCAUGGGAGGUCGGAACGUACUUGAACCUAAAACACAAGAGGUCCCAGAAUCAAUCUAUCACCAGCCCGCAACUACACGACUUGGUCUGCUCACCAAAGGCUCCACUGCAGAGCUUUGCGCAUCGACGACAAUUGCUGCCGAGAUCCUCGAGAUUGAGAUGGCGAGACUUCAUCGCUUCUUUGCGGAGUUUCAGGCGACACGCAUGCUCGCUGAACCGGGACUCGAAACGCUUGAACCGUGGAUAUUCAGGGCUUGCAGAGCUUGCAUAUGGACAGAGACAGCGGAGCGAUUUCACACUUCACACAACAGCGAUGCUUUAGCAGCACACACAGCCGAAUUGAAUUGCACAAAUGACUUCAAAUGA
Hyaloscypha bicolor E is the source of this 1128-nucleotide messenger RNA. RefSeq lists its product as uncharacterized. The record is from RefSeq and is a predicted model, not a curated record. The transcript has 4 exons. Lineage: Eukaryota; Fungi; Ascomycota; Leotiomycetes; Helotiales; Hyaloscyphaceae. The coding region runs from base 1 to 1128 and encodes 375 amino acids.